This is a messenger RNA of Chaetomium globosum CBS 148.51, 1665 nucleotides long. RefSeq lists its product as uncharacterized. The coding region runs from base 1 to 1665 and encodes 554 amino acids. The transcript is spliced from 6 exons. The record is from RefSeq and is a predicted model, not a curated record. Lineage: Eukaryota; Fungi; Ascomycota; Sordariomycetes; Sordariales; Chaetomiaceae.
AUGUCCUAUUCCUCGGGCCGUCCCCUGUCGUCUAGCUGGGCAGCCCAACACCCGAACCAAUGGGACCACAGAAAAGCCAUCCAGUCGAGCGGUGUCGAUCCUCUGUUUAAUCAUCCUAAUAAUAUCCUACACUCAACCCCCCCACAUGGUGAUGGAUUACCGGCAUACGCCGAUCCGUCCGAGUCGCUCCAUGAUACACCGAAACCCAACCCCCCAACCGAAAAGAUGGGGGCUGCUAGCAAGGCUUUGACAGGGGUGAGAUUACUCAGGGAAACCAUAGAGGCCGAGUUCCAACGCCUCAACGAUGUGUCGUCCAAGUCAACUUCACCUGCAACUCGUAGGCUUCGCUGCCAUUUUCGAAACUCCAAAGAGUUAGCACAUGAUGGGAUGUUGGUAUGCCGCGAUCUCUCAGAGGGCCUACCUCCAGUCACUCUUGAGGAAGUCUUCGCUGUUGCCUGCGUAUCCCACGCCAUGUCCCAGAUCCUGGUGGGCCAAAAGCGAAUGGAAGAGACCCAAGUGCUGUCGGGGUUGCAACAAUGGAAAGAGGGUAUCGAAAACCUGCAUGAACGAAGCGACUUUGACGCCUUGGCAUCCGAAAUGUGGCCGUCCAGCUAUACCUCUUCGACUAGGCCGGAACAGUUUGCGCCCGGCCCUUACUUUAUGGAGGGGAUCGAUUUGCCAGAAGGCCAAGACAAUACAUUACAUCUUCCCCCUGGAGCCGCCGCGAUGGGCCAGGUUUCCCAGGAUGCGUUCCCCGCAGAUGACACCAGGCCCCCAGCUACCGCCCUGGGAGGGAAUACUCUGGAGUUAUGGGCGAACUGCACCCCAGGGGCAUACGGCUUCUCUCAUCUCCGCCACGUCGACGGUGGAUAUUCCUACGUGCCCCGAAACGAUAUCGAUCCUCGAGAACUUUCCAAAUUUUGCCCCCCUGAUCAACCCAUCCCCGGAUACAACCCUCCACCUUUCUACCACUCCCCAUGGGAAGGCUGGCCUCCGGCACCAGCACAUCCCUCUCCUCGCUGCCAAACACCGAUGCCCUCGCUUCCUUCAACGAGCUCUCCUUCCUGUAGCCGGCGCCUUUAUCGCUUCCCGGUGACCGACGAAGUUUCCGACUGCAAGGCUACCAACCUACGAAACACGAUCACGUUUCUCGCUGUUGAAGUUUUUGCCAGCGAUUCCGGACAGGGCUUCUACUUGUUGUCCGGUAGCGGCAUGACAGCAGCACGAAGCAGGACUGGGUCGGGCGGGGCCAACGAGCGCUCCAAAGUUGAGAGGAGGCUUAGGAGGGAGUUUUUCGAUCCACUGAAAAAGACCGGGGCGGACGACGACGAAUUUCUAGCCUUGCUGGCUGUGGCUAAGAAAUUCGUCGUGCUCGGCUUGUUCGGGACCAAAGUUGAGGUCCAAGACUACUUAGUCGCAAUAUCCAAGCCCAAGUUUAUCCGCUGGAUAUUUGGGGAGUCUUCUGACUCGAUGAAAGCGUGCGACAACAAGCCUACACACCAAAGAGGCCCUGGACAACAAAGCAAACGCCGCGAACCUCCAGAGAGACACGUGGACGAGAAUGGGCCGGCGAAGAAGAAGCAGCGCGUCUACCGCUGCGAGGAGUGUGGACACGAGUUUGGCUACUUCUGCGAUGGUGAGAACGGUAUUUCAGAGUUAGAAUAG